AUGAAGCAGAGAGUUGUAUUACCGAUCACUCCACCAAGUACGGUGGAAAAGAAACCUCAAAUCGGAAACCGUUGUAAUGAGGAUUUGAAACCUAGAAAAUUACUACCCCAAUUAAAAAGAAGCAUUGGUAGCAGGAAGCCUAGGCUGACAUAUAGGCCCGUAUUGAACUCGGUGUUUGAUCUGGAUGCUUACACAGAUUUUGCGCACUUAACGAAGUCGCAACACCGUGAUAUGGAACGCGAUGCUGGCUUCAUUAGCUACGCACUGAACUACAGUAAAAGAAUGGUUGUAGUUAGUGGGGCAGGUGUAUCAGUUGCUGCUGGAAUACCGGACUUUAGAUCUAGUGGAGGGAUUUUCUCAACAGCGAAUGGCGGUUCUGGCAAAGAUUUAUUUGACUACAAUCGUGUAUAUGGUGAUGAAUCAAUGAGUGUAAGAUUUAAUCAACUAAUGGUUUCAUUAUUCAAGCUAUCUAAAAACUGUCAACCCACAAAAUUCCACGAGAUGAUUAACGGGUUUGCUAAGGAUGGCCGACUUUUAAGACUGUACACACAGAACAUUGAUGGUCUUGAUACACAACUACCUUAUUUAUCAACGAAUGUCCCUUUGGCGAAGCCUAUACCCAGUACUGUACAAUUGCACGGAAGCAUAAAACACAUGGAAUGUAAUAAAUGUCUAAAUGUUGAACCUUUUGACCCCGAAAUAUUCAAAUGCGAUGACACAUAUGAUUCUCGCACUGAAAUCAUACCGUCAUGUCCACAAUGUGAAGAAUAUGAAACAGUUAGAAAGGUUGCAGGCUUAAGGUCAACUGGUGUGGGUAAGUUACGCCCAAGAGUAAUUUUGUAUAAUGAGAUUCAUCCUGAAGGUGAUUUUAUUGGUGAAAUUGCUAAUAACGAUUUGAAGAAAAGACUUGAUUGUUUGAUUAUUGUUGGAACAAGCUUGAAAAUUCCCGGUGUGAAGAAUAUUUGCAAACAGUUUGCGGCAAAAGUCCACGCAAACAAGGGCAUUGUUUUAUAUUUAAACACCUGUAUGCCGCCUAAGAAUGUGUUGGAUUCUUUAAAAUUUGUAGACUUAAUUGUACUGGGUGAUUGUCAACAUGUAACUUCACUAUUAUAG
Saccharomyces mikatae IFO 1815 is the source of this 1113-nucleotide messenger RNA. RefSeq names its product NAD-dependent histone deacetylase HST4 (gene HST4). NCBI's taxonomy places the organism in Eukaryota, Fungi, Ascomycota, Saccharomycetes, Saccharomycetales, Saccharomycetaceae. The transcript has a single exon. The record is from RefSeq and is a predicted model, not a curated record. Gene Ontology annotation, molecular function: NAD+ binding; histone deacetylase activity, NAD-dependent. The coding region runs from base 1 to 1113 and encodes 370 amino acids. Gene Ontology annotation, cellular component: mating-type region heterochromatin. Gene Ontology annotation, biological process: replication-born double-strand break repair via sister chromatid exchange; pericentric heterochromatin formation; regulation of DNA repair.